This is a messenger RNA of Drosophila sechellia, 1664 nucleotides long. RefSeq lists its product as uncharacterized. The coding region runs from base 1005 to 1232 and encodes 75 amino acids. NCBI's taxonomy places the organism in Eukaryota, Metazoa, Arthropoda, Insecta, Diptera, Drosophilidae. The transcript has a single exon. The record is from RefSeq and is a predicted model, not a curated record.
GCAGUGCAACAUUGGAGGACAGAGUCGCAGUAGAAGUAGCAGAGUAGCAUAGCAGCAGAAGCUGCACCGUUAGCUGACUUGGCUUGUGAGCUUGGGCCUCAUUUGCAUCGGGCCAUAAACUCGGUGGCCCAGUUCUCGACGGGCGAACCCGAAUCCGAAUCUGCAUCCGACUGCGAGUGCGAAUCCGAUUGCGAACCCAAUUGAGACGAACUUUGAGCCGGCGCUAGGCAAUGGCCUUGGAUUAGCUAAAUCCGUUCCGUUGCGACCCGCCUAAUCCUUCCUUCCUGCAGGGCACCUCAUUAGCCACACCACCACCCACCCAGGUAGGGGUAAGGUCAAGGGUUUCCGAGUUAAGGGCUUGGAAGGUGUUUUCGCCGUGUACCAAAAUAUAAUUAGCGAGCCAGCAAAUCUCUUUUUAAUGCCGGCCAGUCAGCGGGGGUGUUCCGAUUGAAAUUGGAGCGUAGCCGAAGGAAGUGUGAAAAGUCGAUGCAGAAUUUCCGAAAACUGAGCCCAGGACGCUGAAGUUGAGGUAGACGAGGCCGGGAAUUAAAAGCGCAGCCGCCUCUCAUCAUCAUCAGCAUCAUCUUAGCAACGUCCGCAAAACACUCACGCACACAGGGAAUUAAGUUGAGUUCUGGGUUCUGGGUUCUGGAUUCUGUAUUCUGGGCACCGAGGUCCCAGUUCUGAGCUCUAAGUUCCCAGUUCCAAGACAUGAAAGAUGCCGACCGGUGCCGAGGAUUCUCGAUGUGGCGCCGGCCAGGGAUUAUAAAUCAUAUCACUCACACACAAAGGGCGGGAGAAGGGGUAAGUGCCGCGACCGCAGCCUUUGUUAAUUAAUUGCCCAGCUCCAGAAUAGACACCUUUUCAGGCUUCGAAUUUUCCUUUUGAGCCCCGAAAGUCACAGCAAACUUUGCAUUUUUCGGAGGCGGAACCAAAUUCAACAACAUAUUUGAUAGAUUUCAGAGACCCCACGAUUCAUAGGUUUCAAGGGGCCUUGCAGAUCCAUGUGGUUUCUCUUCAUCCUGCUGGGUCUGCCGAUGGAAACAAACGAAGGAGCGGAGUGCAGUACAGGACUAACUCUCGGACGCCAGCAGUGCUACCUCCACGAGGAGAUCUUCCUAGCCCACCACCCUUUGCAAAGUGUCACAGCCAAGAGGCUCAAGCUUCCCUGGUGGUGCGCCCUCCUGGAAAGCCUCUUCCUGCUCCUGCUGGUGAAGCUGCUCCAGUUGUAGAUGAGCCAACACCUCUCUCUCCGUAAUUGCCGCUGAUGUAAGCGGACAGGUGGAGGCGACAAAUGUCACACAUGCUGCUCGUAAAUCACAUCGGAAACGGUUUUCCCCGUUGCUCUUGCUGCACAUGAUAAUUUGUCCAGGGUGGCUUGCUGGAGGUCUGGCCUAUGUGCUUCUAAUUAAAUUGUUCAAAAUGUUUUCCAGCGCGCUUUUGGGCCUGGCUCUGGAAAAUCGCUGACAAAUGCUUCCAUCACAACACAGAAAAAGUUUUCAUUUUGUUUUGUCAAUGUCCAGGCCACAUAGCACCCAGAGGUGGACGGGCACAGUGGGUUGCGGUCUAUGGAAAUGGGAGCAUGUGAAAAUAUGGCAUCACAUGUUUUGGGAACAAUUAUAAAUAUAUAAUAUAUACUUUACAAGAGAUGCCUGAAUAGUAAA